AACUGUCAUCAGUGUCAAAAUUGUUCAGCAGUAAAAAUUAUAAAAAGUUGUUCCCCCAUUUUUAACGUUUCUCGUGGAAAACAGCUGGUUUUAGCAUUACAUUAAUUAACAAAUGUAUCAAUGAAUUAGUAGUUUUAAUAACGUGCUAAAUAAUGUAUGUUAUUCGUGUCUGUCGAUGAUUUAAGGCCGCUGUGAAUAUGUGUUAAUUUUACGCACAAAAUGUACUGUACUGUAGAUAUUUCACUAAUAUUACGAUGAAGGGUGGACUGUGCUUAAUUUAUACGUCGUUGCUGACUAUUUCAGUGUUGUCUAGUUGUGCUUUAUUCAUUUUGGUGGUGUCUGAGGCUCUUCAGGGUGAGGCUGAAGUGAACGCGCAGGUGGACCUGUCUGGUCUGCACAAUGUUAGUAACAAAGUGGGUGGGGUGGACGGGAAUGUGCCUCCAAGUUUGCCAGAAGAAGCCCCAGGGGAGGGAGACGUCAAGCCCGAAGCGAAGCCCCCGCUUGAGGAUCACGAGAUGACGUUUCCUGACACACUGUCCUUGAACUCAGUGACAACUGAUGGAUUACCUGACACCGGACAGCCUCCAAUACUCAUAUCUCUAGCAGAUACUGCCAAAUUGGAAUUGACAAAUCCAGACGAUUUAUUGUUCGUCAACGAUUCAGAACAACAUAACGACACAAAGACAUUUGCUAUCAUAGAUAGUGACGCUUUAGAAGAUGAUAAAACGGCGAAAGAAGAAGAAAAAGAAUCCACUGAACCGCGACUCGUUGUCAAGGCGAAGCCUAUGCACGAAACUAGACAGACCAAUGAUGCAUUUCAAACCACUACACCGCUUGUUGUAGAAGAAACAAUAGAAUCUCAACCAGAAGAACAAAAGGAACAAGAAAAAAUAGAAAACAUUCCAGUUGAACCACAAACUCCACAGGAAGAUAUACCCUCAUUUUCGGAGUGGGCUCAGAAGCAGUUAGCCGAAGCCGAGAAGAAAGACACAGUUCUCAACCACUCCAGUCAACCUAGUCAUAGUAAUACAAAUUUUAGUAGUAAAAACACAAAGUUGCGGUCAAAAAACUACGCUUCGCUGGCUUGUGGCGCGAAGGUAGUCGCCGUCAACCCCGAAGCAGGAUCGGCGAGCUCCAUUCUGUCCCCCAACCGGGACGAGUACAUGCUCAAUACAUGCAACAGCCGUAUUUGGUUCGUGGUGGAGUUGUGCGAAGCUGUUCAAGCUCAAAAGAUAGAAAUCGCCAAUUUCGAGUUAUUCUCAUCGAUUCCCAAAGACAUCGCUGUGUAUUUCAGCGAUCGGUUCCCCACGAGGGAAUGGGCCAGUGUCGGUCAGUUCACAGCCAAAGAAAUGAGAGAUGUACAAAGUUUUGAUUUGUACCCACAUUUAUUUGGAAAAUUUAUUAAAGUAGAAAUGCUAUCGCAUCAUGGUUCAGAACAUUACUGUCCGAUUUCAUUGUUCAAAGUCUACGGUACUUCAGAGUUCGAAGUUUUGGAGAAGGAGAACGCUCAACACUCGGCUCACAUAGAUGAAGAUGAAGAAGACGAGAUCAUAGAUGUGCCAGACGUGCCCGCUGCAGAAACGGAGACCAGUAAAAACCUUUUCGGAUCCGCGAGAGAUGCGGUCAUGUCCAUCAUGAAGAAAGCUGCGCAGGCUUUAGUCAAAACUGAAGUUCCUAAGAACGUAUCCUGUGAACACAACGAUACGUCCACAGACAAAACGUACAAACGGUGUUGCUCUCCCAGCCAUAUAAUCGUAUGUGAUAAUUGCAGUGAGACGCUUUAUAACGAAGUGUACGAAUUGAUUAGUUGUAGUUCGGACAAGUUAGUCAGAUUAGUGCGCCAGGUGUUCCUCAGAGAAACGUUAAAGUGUACAGGUAUUUGCCAACCGUAUGGCUUGGACUUUAAAAGUACAAAGACUAUCGAAUUCAGUGAUGAGCGUGUAGCCUACAUGAAUGCUUUGUUCCCGCAGAAGUAUUUAGCCGCUUUAUGUAAUAUCCUAGCUAUUAAAGAGAAGAAGGUGGUUUUGAACACGAGUUUUGAAACGGAACUAAACGUUACCAGUAACAUAACAGUCGACGAAACGCCGCAAAAAAUUAGCAGUGAAACUAAUACGGAAAAAGAAAUAAGAUUAGUUCCAGACAAAAAUAACGUUUCAACCGAUGACAACGCUAACGAAACACUGCAACCCGAGGUUAAAUUAGGUAGCGAACAAAUUGUUGAAAAUGACAACAUCUCUUUGGAGACAAAGGAAGAAAAACUGGAAGAUCAAAAAGAAGAAGUACCGCUGGUAGUUGAAGAGAAACCAGCUGAAGAACCAUUAGAAACACCUGCACCUGAAGUAGAAAAGCCAUCAGUUGAGCAGACUACCGAGUCUGAAUCCAAAGACACAGUUAAAAUGGAUCCUAAGCAUGUCAAAGUAGAAGUAGUGACUGAGAAGCCUAAAGAAGUGGCUGGGAACGGCAUCGAGGAGUUGAAUGAUCAGCUGAUCAUAGACAACGACAACUUCAUAUCGGAACUGGACCAGAUGGCGGUGGACCCGACGCCGGCGGGCGCGCAGGCGCCGCAGAGCCCGCAGGCCACGGUGCAGAAGGAGUCUGUGUUCCUGCGGCUGUCGAACAGGGUUAAGACACUAGAGAGAAACAUGUCUCUUUCGGGGCAAUACCUCGAAGAGCUCAGCAGGCGAUACAAGAAGCAGGUGGAAGAAAUGCAGAAGACCUUCGAGAAAACAGUUCAGCAGAUGACCGAGGAGCGGCGCAAGAGCAACGAGCGCGAGCAAAAGUACUUAGACCAGAUGACCCACUUGCAAGAACAACUCUCGCAAGUAGCGGGGGCCAUGAAGACGUUAAUGGAGGAACGGGACAGCUGGUUCGGCAACAUGACCUUCUUCAAAUUCCUCAUCUUUCAGCUAAUAAUAGUCGGCGCAGCCUUCUACUACGUCUCCAAAAGACGGCGGCCUGAUACUGUACUUAUACCCAUCACGAAGAAAUCCAAAAAGAAGCAGGAAAAGUUCAGGAGAAAAUCCGUGGAAGGAGUCAGCGGCCAUGAAACCCCAUCGGCCAAGAAACGACGGCCUAGUGAGGAGGCGUUAGUUAUUGCAAGGCAAUCGGCUGAGGAGAUGAGCAAAGAUGAAGAUGAGGGUGAAUGGCAGCUGCCGAAAAAGAAUAACAGACGACGGAAAACGUCCAUCAUACACAGGAACACUGAGGUCGAAUCCAACGCGGGCUGGAGCCGACAAGACAGCAUCGGCAAACUACAAGAAAACCCCAUACCACUAGACGAGGAGGAAUUCUUUGCGCCGGUGUCAGAACCCAAAGAGUUCAACGAGAACACGGAAACCAGUCCGCCUAAGAGGGAGCUCCCCAAAUCUAACGGGUCCUUCUUCAACAAUCUGAAAACUAAGACCAUGAAGACGAGACGGCUGUCGUCUCCCGCUUUCUUGAGGACUUUGAGCAGACAGAGCACUAGGAGCACCCCCAGUCCUGUCGUGAAGAAUCUGGAGCCAAUUUUCAACGGGAAAAUGGGCAAGAAGGCUGCCUCAGAGUCCCCAACCGGUAGUCUCUGGUCGGAAUCAACAGAGAUAUCACAAAACGGACAACAGGACAGUGAGAGUGGCGGCAGUCGGAAAAAGAAAAGCCUUAAAAACAUACUGCGCAAAGUAUUUUGAGGACUUUUAUUAUAUUAAUAAUGUGUGUCUAAUUAAUCGCUUACGCAUCGAGCGACCGGCUAUUGUAAUUUAUUUCCUUGCGAAUAUUAAUGUACUGUUUUAAAUUAUUGUAUAAUAUAUUAAUUAAUUAUUAUAGACCUCAAUAGGUGCCAAUUGUGAUAAAUUAGGAAGCCUAAUGUUAGCAUGUUGUUAAUUUUACGCGGUGUGUUUGCUUUGACGCGGACUGUGAGGCGCGCCGAAGGGCGGGACUAGUCGCAGAGCGUUUGGAAAACAAAGAAACGGCAUUAAAUGCAUUGAUUUUA
This is a messenger RNA of Ostrinia nubilalis (European corn borer), 3967 nucleotides long. RefSeq names its product SUN domain-containing ossification factor. Gene Ontology annotation, biological process: protein folding in endoplasmic reticulum. Bases 255 to 3665 code for a protein of 1136 amino acids. The record is from RefSeq and is a predicted model, not a curated record. NCBI's taxonomy places the organism in Eukaryota, Metazoa, Arthropoda, Insecta, Lepidoptera, Crambidae. Gene Ontology annotation, cellular component: cytoplasm; membrane. The transcript is spliced from 4 exons.